Nyctereutes procyonoides (raccoon dog) is the source of this 711-nucleotide messenger RNA. RefSeq names its product basic salivary proline-rich protein 1-like. Lineage: Eukaryota; Metazoa; Chordata; Mammalia; Carnivora; Canidae. The transcript has a single exon. The record is from RefSeq and is a predicted model, not a curated record. The coding region runs from base 1 to 711 and encodes 236 amino acids.
AUGCCUCCAGGAUGCACCCCGGGCACCCGCAGGAUGCCUCCAGGAUGCCCCCAGGAUGCACCCCGGGAGCCCCCAGGAUGCUCCUCGGAUGCCUCCAGGAUGCCCCCAGGAUGCACCACGGGCGCCCCCACGAUGCACCCAGGAUGCUCCCCGGAGGCCUCCAGGAUGCCCCCCGCCGCGCUGAGCGGAAGCGGCAGCCAACAGGACCGCCCGCGGAGGCCGCAGCCCCCAGCCGCGUCCCGCCGCAGGACCGCCGAGGUUCCCCCCGCCUCGGGGCAGAGCGGAGGACCCGCCGGCGACCCGGCGUCGCGGGGAAGCCGUGCAGGCCGGGGGAUCCCGCGGCAGCCCCGCGGCGAGGCCGGCCCCCGGCGCGGGCCUGCCCGGCCUACACAAGCCUGCCCGCCUCCCGCGCUCCCAGCCUCCGCCACCAUCCGUCCUCAUCCCUUUCGAGUCGCCCUUUCGCCGCGGGCGAGACCCCGGCCUCCGUUUGGCGGCCAGCCCGCCGCGCCGGGGCCUCUCCCGGGAAAAGCCUGCCCUUACCGGGGGGGGGAGGGGGAGGGAGGGCGGUGGAGGACUCCGGCGAGCACGAGAACCGCGCCGCAGCCGCCGCGCGCCGCGCAGUCGCCUCAGCUCCACCUGCCGCUGCCAACGGGACACCACCACUCCCGGCAUGCCCGGCGCACGCAGCGCGUCUCCCGCCGGGGCACGUGA